GAGGUCGUCCUGCCCUGUGAAAAUGGCGCUGCCGCUGCGCUGGGGAAUUGUGUCAGCUGGCUUAAUCGCCAACGAUUUUACCACGGUGCUGAACUCACUGCCUCCCUCGGAGCACCAGGUGGUAGCGGUGGCGGCGAGGGAUCUGAACCGGGCGAAGGAGUUUGCACAGAGACAUAACAUCCCCAAGGCCUACGGCUCCUACGAGGAGCUGGCCAAGGACCCAAACGUGGAGGUGGCCUAUGUCGCCACCCAGCACCCCCAGCACAAGGCGGCAGUGAGCCUCUGCCUGGCAGCGGGCAAGGCUGUCCUCUGUGAGAAGCCCAUGGGCGUGAACACAACAGAAGUGCGUGACAUGGUUGCAGAGGCCCGUUCUCGCGGCCUCUUCCUUAUGGAGGGCAUCUGGAGCCGGUUUUUUCCUGCCAUGGAGGCUCUGCGGGAAGUUUUGGUCCAAGGAACUAUCGGGGAGCCUCGAGUGGCCCGGGCAGAAUUUGGGGCGGAUUUAAGCGUUUUUCCCCGGGCCACAGACUGGAGCCAGGCCGGCGGCGGCCUGCUGGACCUAGGCAUCUACUGCAUUCAAUUCCUCUCCUGGGUCUUUGGUGCCCAGAAGCCAGAGAAGAUUUCAGCCAUGGCAAGGAUCCACGAAACAGGUGUCGAUGACACUGUGAGCGUGCUACUUCAGUACCCAGGAGGGGCCCUCGGCAGCUUCUCCUGCAGCAUCACCUCAGAACUCCCCAACACAGCGUAUGUGAGCGGCACCAAGGGCGUGGCCCAGGUGAGAUCACCUCUGUGGUGCCCAUUGGAGCUGGUGGUGAAUGGCGUCCGUAAGCAGUUCCCUCCGCCUGUCCUUGAGAAAAGGUUCAAUUUUUUAAAUGGAGCAUGCAUGAGUUACGAAGCCAACCACGUCCGCGAGUGUCUGCGUAAAGGUCUUAAGGAAAGUCCUGUAGUUCCUCUGGCAGAGAGUGAGCUCUUGGCUGAGAUCCUUGAGGAGGUGAGGAAAGCCAUCGGAGUCACCUUCCCACAGGAUAAACAGUGAUGCGCCUCCUGGGGUGGACAUGACAAGCAAUUAUUUUCCAAGGGUGGU
Acomys russatus (golden spiny mouse) is the source of this 1081-nucleotide messenger RNA. RefSeq names its product dihydrodiol dehydrogenase (gene Dhdh). The transcript has 8 exons. Gene Ontology annotation, molecular function: nucleotide binding; D-xylose 1-dehydrogenase (NADP+) activity. The coding region runs from base 23 to 1033 and encodes 336 amino acids. The record is from RefSeq and is a predicted model, not a curated record. Gene Ontology annotation, biological process: D-xylose catabolic process. NCBI's taxonomy places the organism in Eukaryota, Metazoa, Chordata, Mammalia, Rodentia, Muridae.